UAGGGUAUGGAUGAUAAGUUGAAACUUAUAGAGGCGGAACAGGUAAAGAAAUUUGCUUUCUUUGGUGUUUCCGUUUCAACUGUCGCCACCCUCACCGCAAUAGUAGCGAUUCCGAUGCUCUGUAUGUACAUGCAAAAUGUGCAAUCUGGCUUACAAGAUGAGAUAAAUUUUUGCCGAACGCGAGCUGUAUCAUUACGAGGAGAAUAUGUAAAACUUGAAUCCGACGCAAAAAUUGAAACGCGAGAGAAAAGACAGACAUACCAGUGCUGCUCUUGUGGAAUGGGACCAGCAGGGCCUGUAGGAAAUCCUGGACAAGAUGGAGCACCUGGAAACGAUGGACGACCUGGAGCACCUGGAGCACCAGGGCCAGACGCGCCGGCUGACUUCGUUCCGCCAAGGCCAGAGGACUUCUGCUUCGAAUGCCCGCCAGGGCCUAUGGGUGCACCAGGACAACCAGGACCGAAGGGACCGCCAGGAACACCUGGAGCACCCGGAGAACAAGGGCCACAUGGAAGACCUGGAGCUCCAGGAGCUCCCGGCCCUCAGGGUCCUGUUGGAGAGCCGGGCAACGACGGUAUUCCUGGAAAACCUGGUGCUCCUGGACAAAUACGCACUGUGCCUUCACCACCUGGACCACCUGGAUUACCAGGCGAACAAGGACCGCCAGGUCCUCCUGGAGAAGAUGGGCGUCCGGGAAGUCCCGGACAACCCGGACCCCCAGGACCUCAAGGAGAUCCAGGACAAGAUGGAGCUCCUGGCAAUCCCGGAGCACCUGGUGAACCAGGGCCACCAGGACAGGAUGGAGCCAAAGGUGGAUGCGAUCAUUGUCCGAUUCCUCGAACUGCCCCAGGAUACUAAUAUUAAUGUGUACAUAAUAACUGCCUCAAUUUGUUUUGUUUUGAUGUGGCCGAUUGCAAUAAAGUUUUAUUUCC
Molecule: messenger RNA, 932 nt
Organism: Cylicocyclus nassatus
Lineage: Eukaryota; Metazoa; Nematoda; Chromadorea; Rhabditida; Strongylidae
Source: the annotation of a GenBank genome assembly